CGCAGCGGGGCCGCUGCCGUGUCCUCGGGCUCUGCGCGGCCCCUGAGGCCGCGUGCGAGCGGCAGGACGGCUCUGGGCGUCCCCGGGCGGCUCGUUAGACCACUGGAGCUCCGGUAAACCGCAGCACAGCAGUUUCCCUGGCCGUGUUGUUGAAGCUAGUACGAUGGUAGCAGUUGGCCUGACCAUAGCAGCGGCUGGAUUUGCAGGUCGUUAUGUGUUAAAAGCUAUGAAGCAAGUGGAGCCACAAGUAAAACAAGCACUUCAGAAUCUACCAAAAUCUGCCUUCAGUGGUUAUUACAGAGGUGGAUUUGAACCCAAAAUGACUAAACGAGAAGCAGCUUUAAUACUAGGAGUAAGUCCUACAGCCAAUAGAAAUAAAAUUAGAGAAGCUCAUAGGCGGAUCAUGCUUCUGAAUCAUCCAGAUAAAGGUGGCUCUCCAUAUGUGGCAGCCAAAAUCAAUGAAGCUAAAGAUUUACUGGAAGACCAAGCUAAAAAAUGAAUGUAGGAGGCAGUAAUUCAGUUUGUUCAUGUAAAUGAGUAUUUUUGAUAAAUGACUUAAGGAAAGUUGCAAUGUUAGUCUUUUGACUUGGUAUAAAUUAAACUUGGAGGUGGGGGAGAAAUCCAGAGAGGUAUUUCCCUUCCUCAUCCACUUAGUCACUUUUGAGAAGGUACCUGAGGGAGUAAGGCUUGGAAGUUUUUUUAAAGCUACUCUUUGGUUGAAGUAAAAAAAUCUACCACUCUGCAGUAUUUUCACAGUGUCAUAUAGCAGUAAUCUGGUUUGGACAAUUAUUUUUGCAUGUUACCGGAUACGGAUAGACUGACGUGCUGUUGGCCUUUUAUUAAACUAGCUAUAUUUCAAGUUCACCCUGUUGUUCUUCAGUACGCUUAAGUUAGCCUAUGCUGAGGAUACUGAUGAAGAAGGUCUUCCAGAAACAGAGUUUAUGGGAAAGGAGGGAGGGAAUGAAUCAACAGGUGUUUUUUUUUUUGCACAGAAAGAACUAGCAUAGUUACCUGGUCAGUUCUAAUUCAAGAAAUAAAGCAUAAAAUACUGAAUGUACUUAGCUGAUGUGCCUUGUGGGGAAAAAAAAGGCUGGUUCAGCUACUUUGUGUUACUGAUCUGGAAUGGGCCAAGUUUUCCAGUUACUACCAAAAUUUGAUUUUUAUAGCAUUUAAUAAAGCUAAAUUUUUAAUACAAA
Rhea pennata is the source of this 1196-nucleotide messenger RNA. It is a transcript of the gene DNAJC19, whose product is annotated as DnaJ heat shock protein family (Hsp40) member C19. Gene Ontology annotation, molecular function: ATPase activator activity. The transcript has 6 exons. The coding region runs from base 164 to 499 and encodes 111 amino acids. Gene Ontology annotation, cellular component: PAM complex, Tim23 associated import motor. Gene Ontology annotation, biological process: protein import into mitochondrial matrix. The record is from RefSeq and is a predicted model, not a curated record. Lineage: Eukaryota; Metazoa; Chordata; Aves; Rheiformes; Rheidae.